Messenger RNA from Fragaria vesca subsp. vesca, 1309 nucleotides. RefSeq lists its product as uncharacterized. The record is from RefSeq and is a predicted model, not a curated record. Gene Ontology annotation, molecular function: acyltransferase activity, transferring groups other than amino-acyl groups. The transcript is spliced from 3 exons. The coding region runs from base 27 to 1256 and encodes 409 amino acids. Lineage: Eukaryota; Viridiplantae; Streptophyta; Magnoliopsida; Rosales; Rosaceae.
AGCAGAUUGAGGAUAACAGUAGUAGUAUGGUGCUAAAGAUAGCUGCAGAGGAUUCACCGUCGUCAGCGACUCUUGAUGAGGUGUGCAUGGUGGUGGUGAGGGAAUACAAUGAAGAAAGUGACAAGGUGGCGGUGGAAGAGAUGGAGAGGCUGUGUGAAAUGGCUGGGCAGCGUGGGGGAAAGCAGCCUUCUCUUGUCACUGAUCUCUUGGGUGACCCCAAAUGUCGCAUCCGCCAUUUCCCGACCCACAUAAUGCUGGUUGCAGUGUACGGAGAACAAAAGGAAAUUGUGGGUGUCAUCAGGGGUUGUGUAAAAAAGGUAACAAGAGGUAAUUCAGUGUUUGUAAAGCUGGCUUAUAUCCUGGGACUAAGGGUUUCUCCCAUGCACAGGAGGCUUGGCAUUGGUACAAAACUAGUGAAACAUUUAGAAGAAUGGUGCAAGCAAAAGGGAGCAGAAUAUGCAUACAUGGCCACAGACUGCACCAACGAGGCUUCAAUCAAUUUGUUCACACUCAAGUGCUCAUACCAAAAGUUUCGCACACCGACCAUCUUAGUCCAGCCAGUUCACGCCCACUACAAACCAGUACCUUCCACCAUCGCCAUCGUUCGACUACCCGCCUGCUUAGCCGAGUCGAUCUACCGCCAAAUCUAUGCCAACUCGGAAUUCUUCCCGGAAGAUAUAGACGCCAUUUUAUCUAGUGCCCUAAAUCUAGGCACUUUCAUGGCCCUGCCCAGAAAAUACCUUCUGAAAUGGGACCCUAAGAAAAGCACAUUCCCCCCUAGAAGUGCUUUUGCCAUCCUCAGCGUUUGGAACACCAAACAAGUGUUCAAGCUACAAGUGAAGGGAGUGUCCAAGUUGACACAGGCAUGUUGCGUGGGAAGUAGACUAGUGGAUGCAUGGCUUCCAUGGCUCAGACUGCCUUCAUUUCCAAACGUUUUCAAGCAGUUCGGGGUGUAUUUUAUGUACGGGUUACAUGCCGAUCAGGGCAAGCACGGGUUGCGGUUGAUGAAGGGUUUGUGCAACUUCGUGCACAAUGUGGGAAGGGAUGACCAUGGAUGCGCUGCCGUGGUGGCGGAGGUGAGCCAGAGAGACCCAGUUAGAGAGGCAGUCCCACAUUGGACGAAGCUUUCAUGGGCUGAGGAUAUGUGGUGUGUCAAGAAGCUCACAGAAGCCAAGCAAGGACUGUCGUCGCCGUCGGAUUGGAUUAACUCUCGACCAUCUUCACCGAUGAUAUUUGUUGACCCUCGUGACUUUUAACAAGGCCUACUGGUGAUCAUGAUCUACGUUCUUAGCAUGUUUAAUCUACACAG